This is a messenger RNA of Uloborus diversus, 7143 nucleotides long. RefSeq names its product ATP-dependent RNA helicase DDX3Y-like. Gene Ontology annotation, cellular component: nucleus; P granule. The transcript is spliced from 16 exons. Gene Ontology annotation, biological process: gamete generation; cell differentiation. The record is from RefSeq and is a predicted model, not a curated record. The coding region runs from base 218 to 2533 and encodes 771 amino acids. NCBI's taxonomy places the organism in Eukaryota, Metazoa, Arthropoda, Arachnida, Araneae, Uloboridae. Gene Ontology annotation, molecular function: RNA helicase activity; RNA binding; ATP binding.
UUUCGUUUGAGGGUGCUGCUGUUGAGUUGCGCAUCGUUGUGUUUUACUGUGUCAAUUGCUAAAUGAUUCCAACAAAGCACUGUAAAUCAGUAUUAUUAAACUUUCAAGUUGAUUAUUCUUAUUGAUAAAUACGUUAAUUCUACAGUAUUUUUAAAAAGUGGCUUCAUACAUCAUAGUUAUCUAAUAGUAAAUAGUUUCACAGAUAAUCGAAGACAAAAUGGCGCAUAUGAGUCCGACAACUACUUGGGAUAAAAAUACCGGUAUGCCUUUAGUUUGGAGCAGACCUGUUCCAGUUGACAUGGCUGCUUGCUGGGUGCUAUACAAUAAUUUUGCUGGAUUAGACAUUAAUGCUGGUGGGCAAAAUGGAAAACAGCCAAACGGGAGAUAUGUUCCUCCUCAUCUUCGAUCUCGUCAACAUUCCCAAGCUGAUCCUUCUUCUGUUAAUCAAACACAUUGGAAUGUAAAUCAAUAUGGACAACCAGCUGAACAAAAGCGGUCCCCUGAGUGGCAAAAUAAUCAAAUGCAAGAUUGGGAGAGAAAAAAUCAAUACAAACAAAGAGGAACUUUUAAUAAAGAAGCUGCUGCAGCUGCUCAAGCAUAUAAUCAAGCACCUUCUCAGAACAUCCAUCAAGAAUCUUACAUGCACAACAGCAUGAGUAGUGAACAAAAUGAUCCUCAAAAAUUAAAUGUUCAAGAUGAUCAAUCUGGAAAUGACAAAAACAGGAAUUUUGGAAACUUCAACAGAAAUAAAAAAGUUGGACAAGAUCAGUUUCGCCCCAAUUCAUAUCAAGCUCGAAAAAAUGAUGGUGGUAGGACAUGGAGAGAUCCAGAUUCAAAAGUUGAUAGUAGGGACUGUAAUCGAUGGGAUAGGAGAAGUGGGAUGCAAAGGAAUGAUGAUGAAGAGGAAGAUUGGGUUCGACCUCUACCUAGAGAUGAACGUGUUGAAAGGCAAUUAUUUGGUCAGGGCCAUACUGGCAUUAAUUUUGAGAAAUAUGAAGAUAUUCCUGUGGAAGCUACUGGAGAAGAUUGUCCACAACAGAUAGGAAAUUUUCUGGAGAUGCCCCUGACAGAGUUAGUCAGAUUUAACAUCGAGAUGGCUAGCUAUAAAAUUCCAACUCCUGUUCAGAAACAUGCAAUGCCUAUUAUUCUAAACAAACGAGACCUGAUGGCAUGUGCUCAGACUGGAUCUGGUAAAACAGCAGCAUUUUUAAUGCCCAUUUUAAAUCAGAUAUUUGAAGAUGGCCCACCUAAAAAUCCUCCUGUGCUGUUUCUGCAACAGGCCCAACCUCAGUCACGUUAUCCUGGACGUAUGAAACAGUAUCCCAUGGCUCUCGUAUUGUCUCCAACUAGAGAAUUGGCAUGUCAAAUUUAUGAAGAGGCAUGCAAGUUCUCUUAUCGAUCUCGUGUAAGACCAUGUGUUGUUUAUGGAGGUGCUGAUCCUGUGCAACAGAUGAAAGAUUUAGAUCGUGGCUGUCAUUUAUUAGUUGCUACUCCAGGACGAUUGGUGGACAUGAUAGAAAGAGGGAAACUAAGCCUUGAAUUGGUAAAAUAUCUUGUGCUGGAUGAAGCUGAUCGUAUGUUGGAUAUGGGAUUUGAACCUCAAAUUCGUCGAAUUGUGUUGGAAGAUAAUAUGCCACCAUUGGGUAAAAGGCAAACACUGAUGUUUUCUGCUACAUUUCCUAAAAAAGUUCAGGAGCUGGCCCGAAAUUUUCUGAAUAAUUAUAUUUUUCUGGCUGUUGGUCGUGUUGGAAGUACUUCUGAAAACAUAACUCAAAAAGUUGUGUGGGUCGAUGAACAUGAUAAAAGAUCAUUUCUUUUGGAUCUUCUGAAUGCAGCUGGAUUAAAGAAUUCUGUGAAUUCAAGAGACUCAUUGACAUUAACGUUUGUGGAAACUAAAAAAGGAGCGGAUGCCCUGGAGCAAUUUCUUUCUAAAGAAGGAUAUCCUGUCACUAGUAUCCAUGGAGAUCGAUCUCAGAAAGAGAGAGAGGAAGCUCUGUGGUCUUUCAGGACGGGACGAACACCUAUCUUAGUUGCUACUGCAGUUGCUGCUAGAGGCUUGGAUAUACCUAAUGUUAAACAUGUGAUUAACUUUGAUUUGCCAAGUGAUGUGGAAGAAUAUGUGCACAGAAUUGGUCGUACUGGUAGAGUGGGAAAUUUAGGUUUGGCUACAUCAUUUUUCAAUGAGAAAAACAGGAAUAUGGCUUGUGAUUUAGUAGAGCUCAUAACAGAAACUCGUCAAGAGUUACCAGAUUGGCUUGGUGCUUUGGCUAAGGAAGUUCAAUUAGAACAUCGCUCCAACACUGGACGUAAAUAUGGAGGAAGGAAGUAUGGUGCUGGUGGUUUUGGAUCUCGAGAUUACCGUCAAAUUGGACGGGAGCGCGGGGGAGGCAAUGCCAGUCGUACAAUCCCUCCUGCAAAUUUUGCUUCUCCAAAUUUCGCCACUCCUUACAACGGAAAUCAUUUCAUGAACACAUAUCGGAAUAAUUACAGUGGAAAUUAUGCUGCUCCAGCUACUGAUUGGUGGGGUAAUUAAAAAGGACAUGCUCUUACCACUGGCAUAUGUAUAAUUUGUUAUAUUUUCUUCAUGAAUAGGAAGAAAAUGGUAAUUGUGCUGUGUUGUCAGUGCAUCAAUGUGGCUUGUUGGAUUCAUUUAUCAUGCACAGUAGAUGAAAUUAUGAAUGUUUUUAGUUGAGUAACUGUUCAAGGGACAAUAAAGGAAAUCAGCAGCAGCACCAAAUGCAUGAGAUGAUUGAUAAAAGGGUAGUUUUAUUUAAUACAUAUAUAUAUAUAUACAUAUUACUUUGCUUUAUGGUGAUUGUGGCUUUUUGAAUGUCAUUUUGCUCUGUAUGUGGCAGUAGUUAACAUUCGCCAGUGGUUUAUGUUUGUUUAUUUAAUUGCACUAAGUAUCAUAUAGUGGUAGUCUUUUUCAGUCCCCAUUGCUGCUAAUUAUUUAAGAUUAUUUUACUACUCAAUGUUAUAAAAUUUUGUGCCAUGGAAUGAAUUAAUCAAUCAUGGUAUUUAUAUUAAUUUUUUAGUGAUGUGUUAUGUAUAAUUUUGCUCAGAGUUGCACAAUUUUAUUAUCUAGCCAUUCCAUUAAGGCAUGGUGAAACAAUUUAGCUUCUCGGAGUUAAGUAAAUAACACAAAAAAAAACUCAGAAACAUGAGGGAAAAAAAAGCUGGGAUAAAUAAAAGGCAAAAAUCUUCACCAGUUUGCCUUCUUAUUCAAAGUAGAAUUUAUUCAACAUUUAUGUGUUGUGUAUUUUGUUUUACAAAUAAGUCAUUUUUUAACUUCAUGCUACUUAUUUCAUCACUUUACACUUGUCACGUUUUGUUCAUUUCUUCUUGAUAAGAGCUUGGUGUUUUGUGACAUUUUCUUUUUGUUUUAGAUCUGGUUAAAACAUGGGAAAUCAUUGUCUCAUGUAUUGUGCAAUAGUUGACUAUAACUUUUCCUAUAUACAUUUUUGUUUUUAAUUCCUUUUGUAUGUAUUCUGUUAACUUCAGUUUACUCCGCUGAAUGUUGAAUAAUGUGAUGGUAUGGGAGUGAUUGCGUGAAUGUGAUACUGAGUCAUUGUGCAAAUACGAUAAAUUGUAAAUUCUAAAAGCUAGAAUUGAUAGCAGUUUUUCAUUAACAAAAUAAAUGUACAUAACAUUAUUUUCAAGAAGAAUUUGUGUUGUAUUUCUUCUCUGAGACCAGCAUUUACAAAAUACUUGUCCAGCAAGAUCCGUCGCUAUUGGGUGCUGGUUUUACACAUCAUAUUCCUCCAUUUUUCAGAAGUACAUUUUAAAGUGCAUUUUUGAAAUGUGGCUGUUCCCAACUGUCUCUAUAAAUGGUAGAACCAUGAAGUAGGUAAAAGCAAGCAGCAGCAGCAAGGGGGCCUAUAUUUCUAUUUAUAACUUUAUAUGAAGUAUUACUGUUUUAGGCUGUGUGUAUGUAUGCGUGUAGUGUUCUUGCAAUAUUUGUGACAUUUCAAUGUUUUUUGCCGUCCCAAAGCGCGGUUUGAGCAGUAGCUCUUGUUUUUCCAAGUUGGCAUUUGAAAACAAAGUGACAUGCAUAAGUUUGUUUCAUUAUAAAACAUAUUAACAUACUAGUAGAAUUUUUAUUUUAAUCUUUUACAAAAAUUGUAUCUAAAGUAUUUCUUAAGACCUCAUAGCCUGGUUUGUUUACUUAUGGUGUUAAUAUUUUAAUACUGUCACUUUGCAUAUGAUUUUUGUCAUGAUUGUUCUAACUUUCCUUGUUUAAGACAUGAAUAUGUUCUGUGUUUUAACUUAUUUGCCGUGAUUGUUGAUUUUAUUUAUUCAAAAUUGAAAAUGUCUUAAAUGAGGUUAUUGUUGUCUUAAUGAGUAUUUAUCAGCCUUGUUACCAAUAAAAGGUUGAUUAACAAAGCCUAUGAUAUGAAAAUAAUGGCCAUCAAGGUUACCUUUUUUAUAUGUGUCAUGUUAAUUUUUUACCAUGCCUCAAAUAGAGGUUUACCCAUUUGCUAAUUAAAUUGCUCAGUUCGUGAGCAAAUUUUGGCAGGUUGGCUUUUGUGUUGUGAAAGUAUUAAAUUCAUUUCUGUUUCUCUGAGGAACACAUUUUUCAUUAGCAUUUACAAAAGAAAGUUGUGAGCUGUUCUUGAGUAUAGGCCUGCAGUUUGUUGUAUAUUUUUUAAGGAAUCAUUAGCAGUACCUUAUUUUGUAUAGAAUCUUUUAUUCCUGUAUUCAAUGAGUGUUUAAAAUUAGUCGAAUUUUUUUAUUGUUUUUGACGCAUUCCGGUGAUUCUGCAAAAUCAGUUUGGAAUCUGAUAAAUUGUUCAGUAAUUAUUUUUGUUAGCAACUAAAAGCGUUUUCCUAAUCCUAACAUUUUGAAAGUUUUUUCAGUAAUUUUAAAGUUAUUGAUUUGACCAACCUGCAUUUCUUAGUCUCAUUGGAUUUUGUGUCAUUACAAUUCAAGAUGAGAUGCAAUAUAUUUUUGUAUUAUGUUAAAUGGUGCUCUGUGUACCUUUUUCUUUCUGAAUCGAACAUUUUCAGGCUUUUUUUUUUAAAUUAAAAAAUGAACCUGCAAUCCAUAUAUUUUAAAUAAAAAAAUUUCAGCAUAAUUUGAAAUUUUUUAUUGAGUCAGUAGGUACAAUUUUAUUUACUGAUGUUUUAAAUUUAUAUCUCAAGGCAAUUUUUAAGAACGGUGAUUGUGAUGAAAAUGUGUUGUUAAAAAGUUUUGUGUUCACAAUUACAGAUAUAUGUGUUGCUUUAUUUAACUUAAACCCAUGAACUGUGAUACUUUUUAGAGUUACAGUUAUUUCUCAGUUAUUUUUUCCCUUUUGUAUAUUGUAAAUUUUAUCUAUUUUAAAGAAAUUUAAAUUUCCUAUCUUGAGCUUAAACUUAUUUACAGGAAGUAGCUUAUAAAAAGCAACUUUCAAACUAAGCACUCAAUUUUAGAGAAUUUGUUUGAAUUUGAUUAUUCAGGAAGGUUGAUAUACAGGUUCAACUGAACUAAAUAUACUACUGGAAAUUCUUGUGCAUCAUGUUUUAUUCAGCAGGGGCCAAAAAUUCACGCAUUUAUUUGCACUAAUGAGACUUUUAACUAAUUUUCACUAAGAUAUUCAGUGUCAUUGUUUCAUGUUAAAAUUAAUCAAACAUACUUGAUAAGAACGCUGGUCUGAUAUUGGCCCCAUUAAUGUGCACAUGUGCAAGUGCCUCUAAACUCACUAGAUAGCAUGUAUAAUUACAUACUUCAAACUUUAGUCUUCCCAAUUUAAAAUUAUAAUUUUGCACUGUCAUUUUUUUGUUUAGUUCUUCACAGAUAAAAGAAACGUUUGUUCUACUUUAAAAUUCCAUAUUUUUUAACUACCUUAAGUGUUUUUAAUUUCUUUUCAAGUUAAAGGAAAAAAUACUUAUUCAUAGGGAAUAUUGAUGCACUCGUUUAUAGAAGUUGUAGAUUAAUUUGUAUAUUUAUAUUUGUUGUUUUUAUCAUAAGUUAUUGUGCAGCUAAUAUUAGCUGAAAGCAUCUUAAACCCAUGAAGAAAUGAAAACCAGUUUGAGUAGCCAUUGUUACAAAUCUGUAUAUAUUAUUUAAGAACAUAGUGUACAGGCCAAACUUUUCAUCAGUUCACUUGAAUUAACACCCCAUCUCGCAUUCAAGCUUCUAGUCUGUAAAAAAGUUCUCUUGUAAAAAUGUUAAAUCAUAUUCUAAUAAUAUUCGAAAUCUUCGUUUUUCAUUGUGUGUUUAAAAUUUUUUGAUGCUUCAAUUUUCUUUCCUCCGCAUCAAAUCUUAUGGAAAUUGUUCUCAUUUUGUUACUUUUUUAAAAACUUUUAAUGUUUCCAUGUGUUUAUUUAAAAUUUUGCAUUCCAAUAGAAUUUAUUAGCCUUAGGUUGUUUUUAUUUUAUAUACAUUAGUGCCUUACCGUGCAUUUUUAAGUGCAUGAUUACAUGGGUACUGCAAUUUUGUCGAAAUAUUUCUAUGUGCGAUGGGGUGAUAACAAAAAUCAUUUUGUACUUAAAUUGCAUUGUCUGUGAUAGCAUUAAUUAUGUGGCAGUCACAGAUCUAACUGAAGAGCACAAAUGUAAAACUGAGACCAAUCUCUUUUUUGGUGUAUUUUAUUAAAGAUCUGAGUGCUGUUAGUGGAAAUAUUUGAAUAUUAGCUUUGGGAGCUCUCACCAAAAUGUGUUCUGUACUCUCCCAUGUAAUGUAAAUAUUUAAGUUAUCUUCAAAUGGUCUUUGCUCUAAGUGAAAAGUUUUAAACAAAAAAAAAAAGUUGGUGUGUUAUUCUUUGAAUAAUUUUCUUAUAGAGAAAAAAAUGCUAUAGUGAAUAUUAGCAGUUUUCUUUUGUGAAUUUUCAGAUUUAAAAGUUUGUAUUUUGAUAAAUCAGUACAUCAGAGCUUCGAGCUUUCUGGUAAGUAAAUUAUUGAAAGCACAUUUUCUGUGUGAAGUUAAAUGAGGGAGAAAUUCUUGCAUUUUAAAAGAAGAGAUUUUUCAGACAAGGUUUAAGAUCUUGCAUGUACAUAGGCUUUGUAUUAGAAUCACGUGGGAUGGCAAAAAUAAAGUAAUAGUUCUUGUAUUUGUUGUAUCAUGGUUGACUCCUCCCAAAGAAAAAAAAGUGAGAGAGGUUUGAACCAUUUUUCUAAUGUAAACUUGCUGUGAAUUAAGAAAAAUUAAAGAUAAUUAACAGAC